AUGACAGACGAAAGCAUAUCGGAUCGUGUGCUUCGUGAGGUGAAGGCGGAGUUGGCCGGUACGCCAUACUCCUUCGAGUCUGCCCGCCUCCUCAGUGGGGGAACGACAAACUUCAUAUUUCAUGUGAAGCUGCUGCAGCCGCUGCUCGAUGGGAAUGCCGAAGUAGCUGUAAAGCAUGGUGAGGGCUUCGUCGCCCAGAGUCCCGAUUUCAAACUCCCCACGUCAAGAUGCCGGAUCGAAGAGAGUUGUUUGAAAGAUCUCUCAGAACUCCCACUCUACACUAGUGAAAACAUCACCGUAGCAACACCGAAGCUAUUCUACUUCAAUGAAGAGACCAAUACCCAGGUUCAAGCGUACCAGCCAAGCCCACUUAGCCUCAAGAACUAUGCACUUCAGUAUUUCGCAGCAUCAACCCCGCAGAUAUCGACUCUGGAAUCAGUCAAGUCACAAUCCCUCGACGUUGGUAGGGCGGUGGGUACGUGGCUUCGGUCAUUUCAUGACUGGAGCAACUCGGGAAAACAGCUCAAGUUUCGCGAUAUCGCAGCAGGAAACAAGGAAAUGCAAACGCUGAAGCGAUGGAUGAACUAUGAACGACUCCCCAAUUCCAUCACAAGAUUCCCGGAUAUCCUGGGUGAUUGUAGCGAUAUCUUUGCAGACGUCGUGAACAGUGUGAAGAAGGAGAUGAUAGAUGAGAAAGCCCUGCAUGUCAUCCACGGCGACUUUUGGACCGGGAACAUUCUUCUAGAGGAAAAACCUUUGGAUGAUGAGCAUAGCCGCCUUCUUGUCGUCGAUUGGGAAAUGUGCCAACUUGCGGUCAAACCUCUCGACCUAGGCCAGAUGAUUGCGGAACUAUACGAACUGAAAAUAUACAAAGAUAUGGAAGCCGGGAUAUGGUUAAUUCAAGGCUUUAUCGACGGCUAUGGCGCAGUGGAUGACGACUUUGCCUUCCGAACACUACUUCAUGUUGCCGUCCAUCUCAUCGGGUUUGGCACAACAGUGCAGGGCUGGGGCACGCAAGACCAAGCGAAGUCAGUGGCAUCUGAGGGAAGAGACAUUUUGAAGAAUGCUUGGGCGAAGGACCGUGGAUUCUUUGAGAAGCAUCCCCUGGGCUGCAUCUUUUCAUGA
This is a messenger RNA of Colletotrichum acutatum, 1125 nucleotides long. Its product is annotated as phosphotransferase. The record is from RefSeq and is a predicted model, not a curated record. The coding region runs from base 1 to 1125 and encodes 374 amino acids. NCBI's taxonomy places the organism in Eukaryota, Fungi, Ascomycota, Sordariomycetes, Glomerellales, Glomerellaceae. The transcript has 3 exons.